AUGCCGCCCAGAAUAGAUCUGUUACAACGGCUAGGCACAGUCAAUUUGUGCCUACGACCGUCAACGACACCAACGACACAGGCCUUCCUCCCGCUCGUCCAAAAGGCCAAUCUCUCCCUUCGCGAGAAGAAGAAGAAGGCGAAGCAGGACCCCUACAAGUGGGCGCAGGCCCAGCAGCGCAAAGCCGCCAACCUCAAGCGACAGGAGGAGCUCCAGAAGCAGCGGGACGAGGCAUGGGGCGACCCCGUCCGGGGCAGGACGACGCCGUUCCUCGAGUCCCUGGACUCGGCAGGCCAGAGCCCGGUGAGCGCAGUGCGUAAGGACGCGAGCGGGAACCCCCUCGAGGAGGCCAGGGAGCUGCCCACGACGCCCGGCCUGCGCAACCACUUCCUCACCGACGCCGAGCUCGAGGAUGCCGUCAAGCACGCCUACGCCCUGACGAAGCCCAUGGUCGGAGUCGUUGGAUCGCAAAUGGACCCCACCACGGAGGAGGAGAGGAAGCAGGCACACACCCAGAAGCACCAGAAAGCCGUCGAGGCCCUGCGGAGGAUCACGUCCCUGAGCAACGGCAGCGCGCGGGACCGCUUCCACGCCAACGUCCGGCGCAUCAUCGACGAGUUUGGGCGCCACAACACGGAUAAGCACCUCAAGCCCAAGCCGCAGUCCAUCUCGCCCAACACAACGCCGAUGCCAGGACGUGCCGGUCCCGACACUGGCAGCUCCGAGGUGCAGAUUGCCAUCCUGACGGCCAAGAUCAGGUCGUUGUCAGAGGCGCUGGCGAUCAACCGAGGCUACAAAGACAAGCACAACAAGAGGAACCUGAGGUUGCUUGUACACCGGCGCCAGAAGUUGCUGCAGUACAUGGAGCGUAAGGAGAGGGGCAGUGAGAGGUGGACAAACAUGCUUGAGAAGCUGGGUCUCACUCCGGCGACGUGGAAGGGACAGAUCGAUCUGUGA
Molecule: messenger RNA, 957 nt
Organism: Trichoderma citrinoviride
Lineage: Eukaryota; Fungi; Ascomycota; Sordariomycetes; Hypocreales; Hypocreaceae
Exons: 2
Coding region: 1-957 (318 amino acids)
Biological process (GO): translation
Cellular component (GO): ribosome
Molecular function (GO): structural constituent of ribosome
Source: RefSeq, a predicted model, not a curated record